CUCUCUUCAAAGAUGCAGCAGUGACUGCUGGCUGGGUUCAGUACGAGCUGUUGACCUGCUCUGGGAUGUGUGUGACCGUGUCCGAGCGACUUUUAACAUGUGAAAAGAAGAAACUAAGCGGAGUAAACACAUUGAGAUUCUCAGCAAGAAACUACGGAGAAAAGUUUUACUUCUGAACAGAGUCGUUGGAAGGAAAAGAAGUUGGCGACUUCGCUCCAGAGGCCAGAGUGCCAUGCCAGAGGGGUCCCAUUCUGCUCUCCACCAGGGCCCAAUGGGGGAAGAAUCUCCUCAGUUGUCCUCGCCCCUCUUCGCCACUGAACAUGACCGGGCAAACGUUGACUUGGGACCAGACUGCUACAGCCGGCUAUGUGUGGAGCCACUGGACGGAGAGGGUGAACGUCCAGUGAGCCUGGUGUCCACCCUGUCCUCUGGCUCAUCCCGUGAUAGUCGCAGCCUUUUUGGGAGCACCGUUGCCCUUCCUUCCUCCAGCACCCCACCCGUACCGUGCGAGGAGGACAUAGACUUGGUGCUCAGCCCAGCUGUAGAGCAGGCAGGGGACCACAGUCCCACCCUCACAGGCUCCAGAGGUCACUGGCGGGAACAGCUGGAGCCCAGGGUGAUCAGCAACCAGUGGAACAACAACAACGCCACCUCCAACAAGAAAGCAAGUGAUAAAAUACUUCAAACCCCUGCCUCUCCUGUCGUCACGGACACCAUGGCACCCAACCCAAAGCUGACCUAUGUGGACCGUGUUGUCAUGGAGAUCAUUGAGACAGAGCGCAUGUAUGUCAAGGACCUGCGCAGCAUCGUGGAGGACUAUUUGGCUCACAUUAUCGAUAUGAGUAACCUUCCCAUACGGCCAGAGCAAGUGUGUGCUCUGUUUGGAAACAUAGAGGAUAUUUAUGAGUUCAACAGUGAACUACUGCAGUCCUUGGACAUGUGUGAGAAUGACCCUGUGGCUAUCGCCCGGUGUUUUGUAGAUAAGAGUGAAUACUUUGAAAUCUACACCCAGUACUGCACCAACUAUCCAAACUCAGUGGCAGCACUGACCGACUGCAUGAGGAGUAAAACUUUGGCCAAGUUCUUUAGGGAUCGUCAGGCUGCUCUGAAGCGUUCCCUCCCUUUGGGCUCCUACCUGCUCAAGCCAGUCCAGAGGAUCCUGAAGUAUCACCUGCUGCUUCAGGAAAUUGCAAAGCACUUUGACCCGUAUGAGGAAGGAUAUGACGUGGUUCAGGAGGCCAUAGACACUAUGACAGGAGUGGCCUGGUACAUCAACGAUAUGAAGAGGAAACAUGAGCACGCAGUCCGAGUGCAGGAGAUACAGUCUCUUCUGAUCAACUGGAAGGGUCCUGACCUGACCACCUAUGGAGAGCUGGUGCUGGAGGGCACCUUUCAUGUCCUACGGGCAAAGAACACCCGUACCCUCUUCCUCUUCGAAAAGAUGCUCCUCAUUACCAAGAAAAGAGGGGAACACUAUGUCUACAAGAUCCACAUCUCAUGCUCCACCCUAAUGCUACUUGACAGUGCAAAGGAUCCCCUGCUCUUCAGUGUCAUCCAUUUCAAGCAUCCCAAGCAACCCCAUACAGCGCAGGCCAAGUCAGUAGAAGAGAAGCGUCUCUGGGCCCAUCACAUUAAGAGGCUCAUUCUUGAGAACCACAACACCAUCGUCCCACCGAAGGCAAAAGACGCCAUCCUGGACAAUUCUAACUAUCCUGGGAAGUACCACUAUAGUCCUGAGAGGCUGAAGAGAGCCGAGUCCUGUCAAGCUGAAGACUUCCAUCACGCAGGACGAAAUGGGAGGAGGAGAUCAGAGCCAGCAAAACAAAUCAUAAGGAGCACAAAAGCUGUUUUGAAGCAUGCAGACAGUGAGGGUGCACUGCUGGGGGAUAGGUGCUCCCUUCAGCCAGCCACUAGUGUCAGUACGUUGGCCUCCAGUCUAGGCGAGCCCCAGGCUGAGAGGCCAUGUGUGGAGGAUCUAAUUCCCAGAAGGGACUCUCUGGAGAAGCUAAGUCCUACUGACAGUGACCCGAAACUGGGCUCUUCACCCAGUGAGGGGGGGCUGGAGCUGCAGAAGUCAGAGGAGGAGGAGGAGGGAGAGAUUUACAAGGAAGAUAUACUGAUGGGAGAAGACCAGGUAGCCGACUUUGCCAGCUCAGUGCUGGCAGCCAUCUCCUGCUGGCACUAUAGAGCCAGGGCUUUGCUUUCUACUCACUUCACAACGGAUGAUCAGAGCAGAGAUGCAGCUGAACUGCAAACUACACCAGGAGAGGAGGCGGAAACUCAAAGCCAUGAGGAAAAACAUGGGGAUGUGGCUAUGACAGAAACUCUCAGCACACAGGUCAAUGUGGAGGAGCUGUGCCCUCUAGACUGUGUCCCUCAAGCAAAGAGCAGCGAUCAGCUGGAAAUGCAUUACUCCCAAUGCCUUGAGUCUCCUGUCUCCCCUUCCCAAAUGCAAGAAGCAGUAACCCCAGAACCCAUGGAUAACUCUAGAGGAACUGGAGAGGAAGAGGAGGAAGGAGGGAGUGAUUCUUCGGGUCUCCAUGUGGAGGAGACGAGUGUACUGACGAAUGGGGAGCUCUCAGAGGAAGAAGAGGAAGUGUUGUCAGACAAUAAAAGCAUCCUACCUUCCUCUGUGUUGGACCAGGCAAGUGUGAUUGCGGAGCGCUUCAUUAGCAGCCUGUCCAGACGGAGCAGUCUGGUUUCAGAGGACCUGGGUUCCCUGGCCUGCCCUUCACCCCUAACAGAUGAUGAAGCCUUCAAAAGCCCUUCGGCAAGCAUGGACUUGGAAAAAGAGUCCCAAGUGUUGGCCAGCUCUUCCCCAGAGCCACACAUGACCUCAGAGGUGAAUCUGUCAACACCUGCGCAUGAACCUGCACUCACCGCGCUCAUCGAAGGGGAGCGCAGGUCCACACUCUCUAAACAGGAUCGUCUUCUCAUCCACAAAAUCAGAAGAUACUAUGAGUAUGCUGAGCACCAAGAUGCUAACUUUAGCAUCAAGCGCAGGGAAAGUCUCUCCUAUAUUCCAGCAGGUCUGGUCAGGCACCUGAGCCGACAGCUCGACAGUAUUCCUCAGGAGCAGGCUGUCCCUGCCAGCCGGAAAGGCCUCUCUCGUAACCGGCCCACUUCCUGGUCUGUGUUUGACCUUCCUGGUUUAGAAAAGCGUCAAAAGACUGAAAAGAAUCAAAAGACUGUACCACAGAGAUCAGUGGAAGCCAAAGUAAGAUCUCAGAGUUUCACUGAUUCCUCUACCACAGAUGAAGAGUUCAGACCCUCAUCAGAGAUGCUCAAGGUUUGGCAAGACAUGGAAUUGGAGGAGGAGGGCCAGAAAGACCAGCAGAUUGUAGAGGAGAAAGUGAAUGACUCAACAUUACAAGUGACACAGUAUAUAAGCUUAGACACUAAAGAUGUUAAAACCAGUAAGCAACCGCCUCAGAUUUUAGAAGAGUGUGAAAUAAGCACUGCCUUAGAUGGUUCCCCCAUCUCAUCACCCACCACAAACUUUCCAGCAGUGGAAGGGGGAUCUGGUCAGGACUCUAAGCUAUGUAAAAGCCCCAUGUCUCAAGAUGAGAAUCAAGACACCCAUGGUCAACUGCCAAAGAUUAUUAGCCUCAGAACAAGUGUGGAUGAAGAGCAGAUCCUACAAGACAUGGGAAAGAUGAAAAACAAGGUGUUCCAGCUGGCACGUCAGUACAGCCAGCGCAUCAAAAAUAACAGACCUAUGAUCUGGCAGAAGAACCGAGAAAUGGCAAGUCAACAAGGAUUCAAGAAUAUGCCUGCUGUCCAUGAGGAGAAGAUACAAAUGAGGAAAAAGGGUAAACCCAACCUGAGAUUGGCCUUGAACACUUGUGAUCAGACGGUCAUCCAUGAACUGCGUUCCCCAAGUCCAGUCCAGACCCCCAGCUCUGGAGCCAGCUCCCAGAGCACAGUGACUGGCCCACAAAGCACAGAGUCAGACACCUUCCACUGGCCUGAUGUACAAGAGCUGCGCACCAAGUACACCCCCUUCAAGCUGGAGACGGAGGCCUCCCACUCCUCAAAAGUAGACCACAGCUGCAUAGUACCAAAUGGGACGCUGGAAUGCUGUACGAACAGGUGUAAUGGUUGCUCACACAGGUACAGCAGCUCCUCAGACCUUCACAAAGCACUGACAGACAGUCCUACAACACAAUCUCCUACGAUAGAAGACUGGACCCAGCCCCAGUCCCGAACUCGGCUUCAGCCCCUGCUGUGCAGGUGGAGCUCCUUGGACCACAUGCUUGGGUCUCUUCCUCUCCACGAAGUACAGAACCUGCAGGACCCUGUGAGGAGCUGCUACACCUCCAGUCAGGUGUCUCUAAUAACAAGAGAAACCGGCAAACUCCAAGACGGAGACCACCUCCUCCAGGAGGGCCUAGACUGUCCCACAAAGCCUGCUGUCCUGACUUCAGGGAAAGUGUCAGAAAGUAAUCUAGUGAAGAGCUUACGGGAGAAGUUCCAGAGUUUAAGCACAAGCUCGUGAACAUGUGAAUUUUGUAAAUUUUUAUUAUCAGGAAGUAUCACAUUGAAAAUGUACCUGCCAGUUAUCUGAUCCUUCUCAAAAUCCCCUUCAUGCACAUCCUGUUUUUUCUUCCUAAAAUGCAAAUUGCAAUUUGUUGUCUGCACAAUGUUUUCAGUAUAGGGGACACCGGGUGAUGAUUUGCGUAUUUGCCACAAAUGAAACAUAAAAGGGAUAUUAGUGGUCAUUGGUUCAGGCCAUGAGGGGAAAGCGUUUUGUCUUUAAAAAGGUGUAUUGCAAUAUUUGUACAUUGGGUAUUUUUCUGCACUGUACGAUACAAAGUUGAUGUAAAUGUGUAAAUAGUCCCGUUAUCAACUGCAGAUGAGGUCCUACUUUAUUAUUAUAAUCAUCUAUUUGGUUCCCACCCAGUCUUGCUAUAAUGACUAUAGCACUGUUAUCAUUUAACCAUGUAAACUGUCAGCUGUAGUUUCACAGGAAAGCAAAAAGGAUCAAAACAAAACAGACUACUUCUACCGCCAUGAUGACAGCAGUCUCAUCGACGAGAGAGCUCUACUCUCAGCAGAGGUUCUGAUCGUAUACCAAAGAUUUUCCUUUUAACAUUUGUUCACUAUUAAUACAAGUGGUCACAGCAAUAAUUUGCUUCCGCACCAUCUGUUGCUGCUUCUAUAACUUUUUACACAUCACUGGAGCUUUAUUUUUCUCAAUAUGUUGUAUAUUUUUCUUUAAUAAUAUUUAUGAAACUGUAUAUUUGGGAGAGAUUGGCCUCAUGUAAAUACUGAGCAGUAGCAACCCAUUUUUACUUUUCCAUUCCAGAAAAUAUAUUGUUUCAUACUUGAAGUUGACCGUAUUUUCAAUAAAAACAGAAAUGUUAAGUGUC
Messenger RNA from Thunnus maccoyii (southern bluefin tuna), 5372 nucleotides. Its product is annotated as pleckstrin homology domain-containing family G member 3. The transcript has 19 exons. The coding region runs from base 233 to 4498 and encodes 1421 amino acids. Gene Ontology annotation, molecular function: guanyl-nucleotide exchange factor activity. The record is from RefSeq and is a predicted model, not a curated record. Lineage: Eukaryota; Metazoa; Chordata; Actinopteri; Scombriformes; Scombridae.